Molecule: messenger RNA, 455 nt
Organism: Vespa velutina
Lineage: Eukaryota; Metazoa; Arthropoda; Insecta; Hymenoptera; Vespidae
Exons: 2
Coding region: 146-382 (78 amino acids)
Source: RefSeq, a predicted model, not a curated record
UCGAAAGUUGUCAAACAUAACAUAACCUAUUGUAACACACUUCUAACAUUACUCAUUUAUAACAAUUUAGAUUUAUUUAAAGUAUUAAAAUCAUAAGCAUUUGGUAAAAAAGUAAUAUUUAUUUUAAACUAAUGUUUUAUAAAAAAUGUCAAGCACAAUUAACAGUGUAAUAACUAAUAGAGAUCGAGAUUGUUUGGCUUGCAGAAUUAUUAGUGGUGGUGGUCUGAUUGGAUCAGGCAUUUACGUUUAUUAUCAUUCAAAGAAAUUACAAAAACCUAAAGGAAAAACAGUAAUGUAUACUAUCGCAAGUGCACUGGUUUUAUUGGGGACUGCUAGAAUAAUGGAUCUACCACCGUUUCGAAACCAAUUUAAUCAUAGAUAAUGGAUAAAUAUUUAAAUAUAUAAGAUAAAAUAUUAAAACUAUGAACAGAUUAUAAUAUUGUUCAUGUAACAUA